AUGAAUGACAUUAUUAUAACCAGACGAGAACAAUUUAGAAUCGAAAUUCGUAAACAAUCCUUAGAAAAGUAAUUUCAAAUCAAAAGAGCUUUCGCUAUCCCUCAAAUCUAACGAUCAUCACUAUAAAAUAACUUCAUCCAAUUUGAGCUCAAUUUUACACAUCAAAUUGAAAAUUAGAUUUUGCAAAUUCUACAUAACCCAACCAACUCCAAAAUUGAAAUGCUGCUCUCCCUAAUUCAGGAACUUGAUGUCCAGAAUAAAAUCACCCUAAUCAAUAAAAAUGUGUAUGAAUUACUUAAAUCUCCCAACUUAGACCUCAACUUGACUUUGCUAGUGAUGUAUAAUCUAUGCAGCGAACCAAUCAUUAUCAAUCACAUCUUUAGCGAUCAAACCUAAACUGAUAGAUUAAUGUAGUUCAUAAAUUACCUCAAUGGCAAAUUAAUGGAUGCCAACAUUAUUAUGUAUUGGGAAUUCCUUUACGUCCUAUCAGUGUCAUAAAACACUUCCUUUCUUUGUCUUAAGCAGAUUUAUGUUCUGUGUUGUAAAGAAGUCAUAGAAUCUCGAAAUAACACACUAUCAUAAUCAGCAAGGAUUUUCCCAUAAAUCAUCCAAAAAUUUCCUGAAAAUUUUCAGUUUUAUUGGGAUACCAUUAAUUAAUUAGAUGAUGAAGGAAGAAGACCUUGGAAAUGUAUAUUAUAUUUCCUGAAACAAUAAAAUGCAGAUCAUUUUUCAUGCCAAUAUCUGUUGCUAACAAUUUACUAUUUUAUCAGAUAAAUUAGUGAUAAUUAAGAAGAUUUUAAGUUUCAUCAGAUUGUAAAUUAAGAAUUAAUUUCCAUUUUAUUAAUAAAUAUGAAGAGACAUGAAAAAACAUUGGUGGUCUCUGCCCAACUGUGUUUUUCAAUCUUUGAGAGAGAUAAUACUUAUUUUCCUUAUGUGAUUGAGGAUUUAUUAAAGUUACUAUACAAUAUAUCUAUCGAAGGGUAAAUUGAAGUGCUCAAAAUUUUGGAUUUGCUACUUAGGGAUGAAAACAUAGUAAGGUUGGCAAUCAAAUCCCAAUAUAUUAUUGAAUAAUUGUUUAAUCUCUUAGGAUCUAAUAUUUAAAUCAUUAUAAAUUAUUUAGCCCUUAAAUGCAUUUCUAAUUCAAUCGCUCGUUGUUCAAACAUAUAACUUUUUUCAAUUAUUUGCAAUGAAUAAUAUAAAUCAACUUUGGAAAGGUACUCUCUAGAUGCCAACAAGUAACUCAAAGAAAUGGCUUAAUAGCUCUUAGAUUUUUACUUUGAAUAUUGA
Molecule: messenger RNA, 1287 nt
Organism: Paramecium octaurelia
Lineage: Eukaryota; Ciliophora; Oligohymenophorea; Peniculida; Parameciidae
Source: the annotation of a GenBank genome assembly